AUGGAACCCUCGGCCACUCCUGGGGCCCAGCCCGGGGUCCCCACUGGCAGCGGGGAGCCCUUUCCCCUUCCUCCAGACUAUGAAGAUGAGUUCCUCCGCUACCUGUGGCGCGAUUAUCUCUACCCAAAGCAGUACGAGUGGGUUCUCAUCGUGGCCUACGUGGCCGUGUUCCUCAUAGCCUUGGUGGGCAACACACUGGUCUGCCUGGCUGUGUGGAGGAACCACCACAUGAGGACAGUCACCAACUACUUCAUUGUCAACCUGUCCCUGGCAGAUGUGCUGGUGACUGCCAUCUGCCUGCCUGCCAGCCUGUUAGUGGACAUCACUGAAUCGUGGCUCUUCGGCCAUGCCUUGUGCAAGGUCAUCCCCUACCUACAGGCCGUGUCUGUGUCGGUGGCAGUGCUGACCCUCAGCUUCAUCGCCCUGGACCGCUGGUAUGCCAUCUGCCACCCGCUGUUGUUCAAGAGCACAGCUCGCCGGGCCCGUGGCUCCAUUCUGGGCAUCUGGGCUGUGUCGCUGGCUGUCAUGGUGCCCCAGGCUGCUGUCAUGGAGUGCAGCAGUGUGCUGCCCGAGCUAGCCAAUCGCACCCGGCUCUUCUCUGUCUGUGAUGAACACUGGGCAGAUGAGCUCUACCCUAAGAUCUACCACAGCUGUUUCUUCAUUGUUACCUACCUGGCCCCGCUGGGCCUCAUGGCCAUGGCCUACUUCCAGAUCUUCCGUAAGCUCUGGGGCCGCCAGAUCCCUGGUACCACGUCAGCCCUGGUGCGGAACUGGAAGCGGCCCUCAGAGCAACUGGAGGCUCAGCACCAGGACCUGUGUACAGAGCCCCAGCCCCGCGCCCGAGCCUUCCUGGCCGAGGUGAAGCAGAUCCGAGCUCGGAGGAAGACGGCCAGGAUGCUAAUGGUGGUUCUGCUGGUUUUUGCACUCUGUUAUCUGCCCAUCAGUGUCCUCAAUGUCCUUAAGAGAGUGUUUGGGAUGUUCCGCCAAGCCAGUGACCGGGAAGCCAUCUACGCCUGCUUUACCUUCUCUCACUGGCUGGUGUAUGCCAACAGUGCCGCCAACCCCAUCAUCUACAACUUCCUCAGUGGCAAAUUCCGGGAGCAGUUUAAGGCCGCCUUCUCCUGCUGCCUGCCUGGUCUGGGUCCCCGCUCCUCUGCCAGACACAAGUCCUUGCAGAGCCGGUGUUCUGUCUCCAGAGUCUCUGAGCACGUCGUGCUGACCAGUGUCACCACAGUGCUGUCCUAAGUGGGGCCUGGCCCA
Messenger RNA from Peromyscus eremicus (cactus mouse), 1260 nucleotides. It is a transcript of the gene Hcrtr1, whose product is annotated as hypocretin receptor 1. The transcript has 7 exons. Gene Ontology annotation, cellular component: membrane. Gene Ontology annotation, molecular function: orexin receptor activity. Lineage: Eukaryota; Metazoa; Chordata; Mammalia; Rodentia; Cricetidae. Gene Ontology annotation, biological process: feeding behavior; G protein-coupled receptor signaling pathway. The record is from RefSeq and is a predicted model, not a curated record. Bases 1 to 1245 code for a protein of 414 amino acids.